Molecule: messenger RNA, 962 nt
Organism: Prunus avium (sweet cherry)
Lineage: Eukaryota; Viridiplantae; Streptophyta; Magnoliopsida; Rosales; Rosaceae
Product: Tmem18
Cellular component (GO): nuclear membrane
Source: RefSeq, a predicted model, not a curated record
UGAUUGAACACUCUAACGAGGUGAAACUGUAUUCCAUCUCUUCGUCUCGUCUCCCUCUUCUCUGUGCAACCUUGGACUCAAAAGUAAGAGCAAAGUCUUUGCUUUGGAUCUGAGACGGUUCCUUCAAUCAUUUUUCUUGAAGAAAAAGAAGAAAGAGAGAGAAAGAGACAGUGAGAGAGCGAGAUUUGGCGCUGUUCUUUAUCGUAGAGCAACAAACAAUGGAGCAGCUUCGGUCAGCCGUGGAGGAGCACAUGGACCAAAUGGCAGAUCUCGUCCAGAAACUCUCCGCAGAGUUACGUUCUGGUCUUAAACCUGCUUUGGACAAUUUCUUGGGUUUUUUCCACGCUAUCAACUGGAAGGAACCUUGGUUGGUGGGUUUAAUCGGCAGCCAUUUUGUGUUGCUGAUAGUGGCUAUUACUUCCAGGAAGAAUCUUAACUUCCAAAUGUUUUUGUUCCUUUUGGCAUUGGCUGGAGUAUAUCUUGCAGAGAGGCUCAAUAGUUUACUGGGUGAGAACUGGAAGAGCUUUUCCACUCAGAAUUAUUUUGAUCGAAAUGGAGUUUUUCUCUCAUCAGUCUGGUCUGGGCCUCUUCUCAUCAUUGCAAUCAUAAUUUUGAUAAACACACUCUUCUCCUUGUGUCGCCUGAUUGUUAGGUGGAAAAGAGCUGAGCUAAGACAUCGUGCAAGACUUUCUCAAAAUAAGCAGGAUUGAGCUCCUCCUAUGCUGGAUUGCCAGCCAAAAUGAAUUUGGGGUUUGCUGUUUUUGGCUUUUUAUUUCAGAUCUUUAUGUCUAGGUUUUGCUUUUGGUACCGUACAAGUUAGAUGCGAGUUGGGAUAAUUUCCCCCGUUUGAGUCAUGAAUGGUGUAAAUGACCAACUCAGCAAUGUGCUCAAGAUUCCUAUACCAUUAUUCUUUUUGUAACAUUACUUUUUGUACGAUAACUGCCCUCUUGUGAUCUCCUACA